AUAAAAUGUUAAAACCGCUUGCCAUAUCUGUGACUGUUCACUGGGAUACACGCGUUGCUUUGUGGGUGAGGACAGUGUGAGGUCUGUCUCUGUCCCCGCUGUCUUCUUCAGUGUCUCUCAGGCCUUCGCCAGCAGACUUCACAAACUUUGCUACCCCGCGGCGAUACCUGACGCAACUGGCAUUCCAGACCGGAGGAACCCCGGUGAUUGGUCGAGCGCAGUCACCUGUUCACUAAACACGCAAUGUCAUUGGUUCUCUCGCGUGUCCGCCAGGAAAACGUCUCGCCACGGUGAAGUUACAAGCAGCCGGGCCACGUUGACCUGAAAGUCUUCUCACUACAGGUGUGUGUUUGUGCUGCUAUUUCGUCGCUGUUUAUCACUUUGCUGACUUAAGACUUCAUAGGUUCUGCAACUCACUUGGAAGGGUGAGGCAACUUGUUCAAGAAUAAGUAACGGCAGUAAAUAUCUUACGGCCACCUCAACAGUGCUGUGAACACACACGCAGGUAAAAUGAGCGUGGGUUUCAUAGGAGCGGGCCAGUUGACCCACGCUCUGGUGAGGGGCUUCUCAGCCGCAGGCGUGAUUGCCACCCAAAGAAUCACAGCCAGUUCCCCAGACACUGAUCUCCCAACAGUACAGGGAUUGCGGAAAUUAGGUGUGAAUUUCACCACCAGCAACAAAGAGACAGUGAACAAGAGUGAUGUUCUUUUCCUGGCCGUGAAGCCCCACAUCAUUCCUUUUGUACUGGAUGAGAUCGGAUCAGACAUAGAAGAUCGCCAUCUAAUUGUGUCCUGUGCAGCAGGGGUCACCAUCAGCUCCAUAGAGAAGAAAUUGCAGCAGUACCGCCCUGCUCCAAAGGUGAUGCGAUGCAUGACCAACACUCCAGUGGUGGUGCGUGAAGGGGCCACCGUGUAUGCCACAGGCACCCAUGCAGAGGUGGAGGAUGGGAAGCUUCUGGAGCAGCUGAUGGCCAGUGUAGGAUACUGUGCAGAGGUGGAAGAGGAUCUGAUUGAUGCCGUUACUGGGCUCAGCGGCAGUGGCCCUGCCUAUGCUUUCACGGCUGUGGAUGCUCUUGCUGAUGGUGGAGUGAAAAUGGGCCUACCCAGAAGACUGGCUGUACGCCUUGGAGCCCAGGCCCUCCUGGGGGCCGCUCGAAUGCUGUUGGACUCAGAGCAGCACCCUGGGCAGCUCAAGGACAAUGUGUGCUCACCAGGGGGCGCCACCAUCCAUGCCCUACAUGUCAUGGAGAGCGGUGGUUUCCGCAGCCUCCUGAUUAAUGCUGUUGAGGCCUCCUGUGUCAGGACUAAGAAACUCCAGUUUUUGGCUGACCAAGAGAAGAUCUCCCCAGCUGCCAUAAAGAAAACAACCCUGGACCAAGUCCUGCAGCAGCCAGGAGUGACUGCUGAAACUGUUGGAAUCAGAUCCCGUGGUAUCAGCUUCUUCAACAGCAGUAACCCCAGGACCAAGAAGAAGUGAUCUUUUUUUUAUUUCAGAUUAUUGUUGAAUCAUAAGCUAAUGUGGUGGACAAAUCUGUAUAUGACAUUUGUUGAAGCUGUGAACCAUAUUAAGUCUUUGCAAUGAAAUUUCCUUUGUAAUAGUUGAUGCUGGUAAUUGAUUCCUUCCUGUUUAAGGUUUGGUUCCAUUGCUAUCACAGUAUUUUUGAUGGAAUACUGUUUUCUAACUCUUAUGCCACAUGGAAAAGUUGUGUUUACUCAUUAACCAAGCAAUGUAGCAUUGAAAGUUACCAUUGUGGGGACUGUGACUCUGCAGACUUCUAAACUUCAGAAGCGAUACAUUCUAGAAACCACAUACAAAUACCUCCUACGUCCUUUUUCCUAAUAAAGCUAAACUGAUGCCAAAGUCUGUAGUUGGCCCAUACAAGGAUGUGUUGUAUGAAAAGAUUUGGUGAUUUACUAAAAUACAUACACUGUUUUCUUGAGGGGUUUUUUUCUUGAUAAAUUCAAGAAUGUCCUACUGCUUUGCUGUUCCUUGUAUUGAGUAGAUUAUCUGAUAAGAUUUUUCUUUUUGCAUAUAACCAGGGUGAAAUUGAUUUUAAAAGGUUAAAGGUAGUUAGAUCAUGGUGAGACAAGGCAAAAGUGUUACUGUGGAGGAGGUGGUUCAUUCACUGUCUAUAUAACAUGUGUUUUUAAAUAUGUUUCACAAAAAAUAAAUGUGUAGACUUGUGGGUGUUAUGUUUGUGUGUAUGUGGGUCCUGUGUUUAGUAACAUACACUAAAUGCCAUUAACACUUUUCAGAUGUGUAUUUAUGUAUUGUCAAAAAAAAACACAGUAUAGUGGGGGAGUUUUCUAUUGUGGUUCUUAAAAUAAAUGUGUGAAUUUCUAUUUUUAUUAAACCAUGACAAUGAU
Messenger RNA from Solea senegalensis (Senegalese sole), 2366 nucleotides. RefSeq names its product pyrroline-5-carboxylate reductase 1a (gene pycr1a). The transcript has 9 exons. Gene Ontology annotation, biological process: L-proline biosynthetic process. Bases 511 to 1476 code for a protein of 321 amino acids. Gene Ontology annotation, molecular function: pyrroline-5-carboxylate reductase activity. Lineage: Eukaryota; Metazoa; Chordata; Actinopteri; Pleuronectiformes; Soleidae. The record is from RefSeq and is a predicted model, not a curated record.